Messenger RNA from Daldinia decipiens, 2146 nucleotides. RefSeq lists its product as uncharacterized. The coding region runs from base 424 to 1455 and encodes 343 amino acids. The transcript has a single exon. Lineage: Eukaryota; Fungi; Ascomycota; Sordariomycetes; Xylariales; Hypoxylaceae. The record is from RefSeq and is a predicted model, not a curated record.
AUUAUGUACCUACAUACAUAUGUACAGGAGCCUUACGGAACGUACCGUGGGGCUGCUGGAUAACGGACGACGGUCGCCAAAAGAGCCGCGAUGAACAAUGAAAGUUCACACUAUUUACGCCAGCCUCUAGAAACCACCACUCCACCACUUAAAGCACAGCAGCCCUUUUGGUUGCUUUGAUCGCCGCCGCGCUUCACGAUAUAGCGCAUACUUGGAUGCUUUGCAGGGGGGAACAUCCCCUCGCAUUGACUUCUCCUUGGCCGGGGAGCUUUCGAUCCUUAAGGCUUAUGUACAGAUUACAAUACCAAUCAAUAUACGCUCGCUUAUAGCUCUGAUGUAUUUCUUCGCUUGACGAGGCACGAUGGGAAUCGGCACGACGUUCCCUUAUUUUGAAGGACAGCAAAGCCCGGAAUACGAUAUACAAUGGAGAACACACCUCCAGCUCACAUGCAAAGCCAGAAUGCGUCAUCGCCCGAUAUAGCAACAGGAGCACGCAAAAGGAGUGGUUCUGGGGGGAGCAUCCUCUCCAAGUUCCCCUUUUUGCGCACGUCGGAUAGCAAAGCUGGUCUCAACGAAUCGCGCCAUGCCGAGAAUUCCCAAGACCCUUCUAGUAAACCACCCCGCGCCCUUGCUGCUACUUUCCAACAACAAAAGACUCGCAGGCGCAAAGGAUCGCUUCGCAAAGUUGCCCUGUUAGGUCGCGGCGCGGCGCGAGAAAAGCGGGAGCUCAAGCCUCUUGCCAUCGAUACAUCACAUACCGCCCAGUCGCAAUCAUCCCCCGACCCAAUUACCACUCCCAAACCGCAAAUCAUGCCGGCAAACGAGAGUCUGGGCUUAGGCAUCUCCGAUCUGACGCCGCGACCAUCUAUGGACGGCUAUGCUACGAGAGAUAGCCUGUUGAUGUCUUCACCACAAUCCCCCGAUACCGAAUCGCACCUCACGAGCCCUACCAUAUCGUAUACUUCUACCACGGACGAGGAGGAUAUCCUUUCGAUACCUAUCCGCGUCCCCUCGCCUCUCCGUCCGGAGCUCUCCCCGGUAUCGUCCGGCUCCGACUCCUACUUCCAAAACCGCGCGCCCUCUCUCCAGCGGCGGCGCUCGAUCAAACAUGCCAAAUCGCCCUUGUCGCUCCAAGGCCUGACAGCCAGCCCGCUUCCCACGGCGCACGAAAACCACGAUUACAGCGAGACGGAGUGGUGGGGAUGGGUCGUGCUGAUCGUGACGUGGUUCGUGUUUGUGAUAGGCAUGGGUUCCUGCUUAAACGUCUGGAGCUGGGCCUGGGAUGUAGGAACGACACCGUAUGCGCCGCCGGAGCUCGAGGAUGACCCAACGCUGCCUAUAGUCGGGUAUUACCCGGCGCUGAUCAUAUUGACUUGUAUCAUGGCUUGGGUAUGGGUCGUAGUGGCGUGGAUAGGCAUGAAAUACUUUAGACAUGCCAAAAUAAGCGGCGAUUGACCCAUCGAGCGUCAUAGUUUGCUGAGGUGCUUUGCUGAUAAUAUACUAAUAUUAAUCGAGUCAUGUUGGUGUAUGUGAAGUGAUAGUAGUGAAUUGGGACAUGAAGCACGCUAGAGGAUAGAACAGACAUCGGAGACGGGCGAGACAUUGACUUAGAAACGGCAUAUAUUGUGAUACAGACCAAGAGAAGCGAUUCAGCUAAUACCGAGCUCGGUGAAGUGUUAGAAUCUGAUAUUCUGAAGUAGCGAGAAAACACAUUCUUAUUUUCAUAACUACCGUAUAUAGCAAUUUUAUCGAAGAGGCAAACUUUAGAAGUUAUGAAAAGGAGGCUGCGGUCUUUGCUUAGGGUUAGCAUAUAUAAUAUUCAGAGCUCAUAAGAUGAGAUGUUCUACCGAGCUAUCAUAUACGUUCUUAUAUCAUAACCGCUGGACGUCAGUGUUUAUCUCUUGGCUUAUAUAGGCGGGGUCUAGUUGUACUAUUGCCUUCUAAUGGCUCUAAAACUAAUAAGUUUACUUAACCGCGUUCGUGGUUUUGCAGACGCGCCUGAAUCAACAUUCCCGUUUUUUGAGCUCCUUUUUUUUUUUUUUUUUUUCUUGCUUAAAUGUGAUCAUUUCUCGAAUCACAUUCGUCACUACCUAAUGUAGCAAGAUGGCCUCUCAACAGUCUACGAACACUAGAAUCGGGGGCUCUG